GUAAAAUGGAGGAAGUGGAGAAAACCCAUGCCCUUAACAGCCUUGGGAUUCGGGGAUUCCCAGGACUCUGAAGCUCCCCCACCCUUGGACUCCAGUGAACGUCUCUCUUUUAUCAAUAAAGAUGGCCCAGCUUGCAGAGAGUGGAAGUGGUUGGAGGCGGGCCUGCCAGUGGGUGACCGGCUACGACGCCAUGAAUAUCUUGCCCAAGAAGAGCUGGCACGUCCGGAACAAAGACAAUGUCGCCCGUGUGCGGCGUGACGAGGCUCAGGCCCGGGAGGAGGAGAAAGAGCGUGAGCGGAGAGUGCUGCUCGCUCAGCAGGAGGCCCGCACAGAAUUCCUACGGAAGAAAGCCAGGCGUCAGAACUCACUACCUGAGCUGGAAGCAGCAGAGGCAGGAGCCCCGACUCCCGGCCCUGUGGACCUAUUCCGGGAGCUGCUAGAGGAAGGGAAAGGGGUGACCAGAGGCAACAAAGAGUACGAGGAAGAAAAGCGACAGGAGAAAGAGAGGCAGGAGAAAGCUCUGGGGAUCCUCACAUACCUGGGCCAGAGUGCUGCGGAAGCCCAGACUCAACCACCUUGGUACCAGCUCCCCCCAGGGCGGGGGGCGCCCCCACCUGGCCCAGGUCCAGAUGAAAAGAUCAAGCAGCGCCUGGACCCUCUGCGGGAGAUGCAGAAGCACUUGAAGAAGAAGAGGCGGCACAGUGGUGAUGGUGGUCACAGCAGAAAGGGAAAGGAGGGGCCGGACAAGCAGCGGCCGGAAGCACGCCCAUCCCUGGACCAGCUUCGAGCUGAACGUCUCCGGCGGGAAGCAACAGAGCGUGCUCGGGCAGAGGCCCUGCUGGCCCGAGUGAGGGGCACGGCCCCCUCGGAGGAACAGCCUGUGGAGAUGGACGAACGGCGGGGGCGGUACAACUCCCAGUUCAACCCCCAGUGGGCCCGGCGCCCUGCCAACAAGACCCCAGCGCUUACGGACUCCUGGGGGGAUAGGAGAGGCCGCAGCUGCCAGCCGUCAUAUAAAACUAUUUAUUCAUAAAUAUUUUCCAAAAUGAAAA
Molecule: messenger RNA, 1052 nt
Organism: Felis catus (domestic cat)
Lineage: Eukaryota; Metazoa; Chordata; Mammalia; Carnivora; Felidae
Gene: LENG1
Product: leukocyte receptor cluster member 1
Exons: 5
Coding region: 122-1033 (303 amino acids)
Source: RefSeq, a predicted model, not a curated record